Molecule: messenger RNA, 2571 nt
Organism: Papilio polytes (common Mormon)
Lineage: Eukaryota; Metazoa; Arthropoda; Insecta; Lepidoptera; Papilionidae
Product: neuroligin 4-like
Exons: 4
Coding region: 889-2571 (560 amino acids)
Source: RefSeq, a predicted model, not a curated record
AAUUUACGUAAAAAAGUUCUAUUUCGUGGAAAAUUACUUUAAUGUCACUGUUAUUGUUUAUUUUUGUAAUAUAUUGUGCAAUAUCUUUUUGAUAUCAUAUUAAGAGCGGGCACACUCUUGACUAAACUAUCGUACAACAAUUGUGCGAUUGUUUAGUUGCACAACUAAAAAUCGAGUAGUGCACCUCCAUAUAAUCUCAUAGGAAUCAAAGCGAGACAAAACUGUUGUCCGACAGUUUAAUCAAAGGUGUGCUUUAAUAAUUCACGUAGAAGAGUCAUUUUUAAGCAAUAUUUUUCUUCUCAAAUUGUUUAGUAAUGGCGUAAUUUUGUUUAUUAAAUGUCCUUGAUUUCUAUUAAAAAAAAGAUCAGUUCCUGACUACGCUCUUGUGCUAUGACAUUAUCGGCCGAUUACUGAAACGACAUUAAAUAUAAAGCGUCUUAAAUAAUUGCCAUUAAAAUAACUGUUAGAUUACAAGCGUCGCUUACGAAGUGUUUAAACUUCGUUCCAGUAUUCGGCCUUAAGUCAACGGUUUAUUUACUAAAACCUGUACAAACCCUGAUGUGACCAUAUCUAGUGAGAUAAUUAUCCAUAUUUAAUAUUAAGUUAUAAUAAAAUGAUCUAGAGAAUGUUAUUUUGUAAUUUUGUAAAUAAAAUAAAUUAUUCGUGUUUUAAAAAGAUUUGUUUUUAUUUACCUUGGGUAUAAAGAAUCCAAAACGUUGACGUCUAUAUGAUUUCUGCGUUGUUAAGCGUGAAGAGAAUCGAUGUAUCUCAUACGAAUUUUUUUAGUUUCAAAAGGGUCAUUUAUGACUAGCACAAUGUUAUAUAAGAAAGGCAAGAUCAUUCUAACUCAGUAAUUGUGCGGUCAGUGUUCCGUGAACACGAAAAAUUAUGUUUCUACGUAAUUACAAAGUGAUGUGUUUUAACAAGGGCAUUAAGUAUUUUUCCACUAAUGCAGAGCAAUUGAAAAAUGUUGCAUUACAAUUAAGACAAGGGAAAUUAAGAGGCUUGGAAAAAAAAUUGCGUAACGGAACUACAUAUUAUAGCUUCAAAGGAAUACCAUAUGCUAGUCCUCCUGUCGGGAAACUUAGAUUCAAGGCGCCUCUUCCCCCAGAACCGUGGCAAGGCACACGAGACGCCUUCGAACAUGGACCGAUUUGUCCUCAAGUUGAACCAUACGUAGGACAAUGUAACCUAAAAAACGAAGAUUGUCUAUAUUUAAAUGUCUACACGAAAACCUUGGAACGGAACGCUAAAGUACCUGUCAUGGUAUACAUCCAUGGAGGAGCGUAUUUGUAUGGAUCAGGAAAUGAUGACAUCCAUGGACCGGAGUUUCUUUUACAACAUGACAUAACACUGGUUACUUUUAAUUAUAGAUUAGAAGCGCUUGGGUUUUUAUGUCUAGAUACUCCAGAGAUUCCUGGGAAUGCUGGCAUGAAGGAUCAAGUUGCCGCUUUACGUUGGGUUCAAGAAAACAUUGAAAAAUUCGGUGGCGAUCCAAAUAAUGUGACUAUAUUUGGUGAAAGCGCCGGAGGUACAUCGGUUACUUAUCACCUCCUUUCCUCAAUGUCAAAUGGUUUAUUCCAUAAAGUAAUAGCACAAAGUGGAGUAUGCAUAAGCGAUUGGGCACAGGGUAAAUACGGUAAGGAUAGGGCAAUGAGAGCCGCAAAAUACUUAGGAAUUCAUAACAAUGAUGUUAGUAAAUUGACAGAUUUAUUCCAAAAUGUUCCUGUUGACAAUUUAGUCAAACUUACUUUUAAAUCAAUGACCAAAGAUGAGAAAUGUCGUGGAUUUCCAUGUCAUUUCGCUCCAGUUGUUGAGAAAGAAUUUGAUCACGUAGAACCAUUUCUUAUUAAGGAACCUUUAGAAUUAUUGAUGUCUGGACAAACAGCUAAAGUACCUUUGUUAGCUGGUUACAAUUCAGCUGAAGGACUAAUAAUGACUAAGUAUGAAUUAAAAAGACUUGAAUUUACGAAAGAUAAUUUGUCUUUUUAUGUUCCACGAGAAAUAGCUAACUGUGUAACAGAAGAGAAACUGGUAGAUUUCGGAUACAGGAUACAAAAGUUUUAUGCUGGAGAUAGAAUGACAGAGUGUAAUGUUGAUGAAGUGAUGAUUUUACAUUCAGAUCUCUAUUUCAUAUACAAUUAUCACAGGUUUUUACAUUUUUAUUCAAAUUUUUCGGAAUCCAUUUAUUCUUAUAGAUUUAAUUGCAUAACAGAUUUGAAUAUACACAAGAAAAUAUUAGGAUUCAGUAACUAUAACGGAGCUAGUCAUAUCGAUGAGAUAUUUUAUUUGUUCAAUAACGAAAUGAACAAGCCUAUUUAUGAAAAACAAGAAAGAUUAAGAGACAUCAUAUUUAUGGUUACAAAACUAUGGACUGAUUUUGCUAAGACUGGGAAUCCGACGCCAGAUAAAUCUCAAGAGUUUACAUGGCAAAGAUACACUAAGACCGGUAAAGAAUACCUUAAUCUCAAAGAAAGGCCUUCAAUGGAUACUUUCGCUGAAAUGGAACGAGUGAAAUUUUGGAACAGCCUGUAUAAAGAAGCUGGUCUUCCUCACAUCGCGGAUUGCUAA